Molecule: messenger RNA, 176 nt
Organism: Symbiodinium pilosum
Lineage: Eukaryota; Dinophyceae; Suessiales; Symbiodiniaceae
Source: the annotation of a GenBank genome assembly
GUGCCGGCGGACUCCAGUCUGAGUCCUCCCCCCUGAACUUGAGCAGCAUAGCUGCUGCGCCCGGGAAUAGCCGGCGAGACCUUGGAAGCGGCAGGAGCCACGACGUAUCAGAGCGCUUGGACGUUGACGACGACGAUGCCUCUGUGGACUUCGACACCGCCUUCGAGACAGCUCAG